This is a messenger RNA of Perca fluviatilis (European perch), 1929 nucleotides long. RefSeq names its product ankyrin repeat domain-containing protein SOWAHA-like. The record is from RefSeq and is a predicted model, not a curated record. Gene Ontology annotation, molecular function: protein binding. The coding region runs from base 169 to 1608 and encodes 479 amino acids. The transcript has a single exon. NCBI's taxonomy places the organism in Eukaryota, Metazoa, Chordata, Actinopteri, Perciformes, Percidae.
UCUGCGCUUUCCCCCCGGAAAAUGACUCGUCCAGGUGGGGAGGAGAGAAGUGAGCGGCUAUAGGUGAGUGUAGGCUAUCCGUCACCGGGACAAAGGUGGAACAGGAACAGGUAUCGCGGCUCAUUGGGCGUUUUAACUUCAAUCCGCGUGAAGCCUACAGUUCUAAUAAUGGUUUUGACGCAAGAGUCCGUGUUGUUUUCGCUGAUAGCGGAGGGGGGCAAAGUGAAGAAAUCCGACUUGGUGGGGAAGUUCAAAGCUUCAAUAGACUGCGACGAUCCCGCAGAGAGAGAACGGAACAGGGAGCUUUUUAAGACUAUUGUCAACAAUGUCGCCUUUGUCAAAGAAAUCGAUGGAGUCCGUUACGUUGUCGUCAAGAAAGCGUAUCAGCAUUUGUUGGACGGUGUCCAGACUGCGGAGAGCCCUGUGGAAAAGACUGAAAAUAAAGAGAUCCCGCUGACAGGUGAGCAGCAGCGCCCACCUGCGCGGAGUGAGCAGACUGGAAGCUCUGAUGAUGCAGGAGGGGAGAGAUCAGCUGUUUCUGAGCCUGACCCAGAACAGGCGAGUGAAAGUGGUGAAAAUCCUACUGAAUUACUUUCUCCAAUGCAGCUGGCGUUGCAAAGGACCAAAUAUUCGGAUGUUAGAGUUAAAAGAACGCUGAAUUUUGAGAUCCAAAGGCAGGGCACAAAUGGAGAUAACUGUUCAAGAAGGGGUACAGUAAAUGAGCCCACCGGCAUCCAGAGCAAACCAUAUGGCUUACCUCUGAGGAUGCCACCCACCACGACCAGGGUGGAGAUCCGCAAACUGAAGGUGGACCCAGAUAACCCUCCUGAAAGCCCAAAACUGGACUCCUCUAGGAAUAAGAAAAGGCCCCCUACAGUGGAGACUGGCAUCAGCUCACCCCAGCUGAGACGGUCAGGGAAGAGCACUAAGGCGUCAGUGGAGCCCAAAGAGACAAAGGCCUCCUACUUGGUUCCCCUGGAGCCGUCAGAGCAUGAAUGGCUGGUCAAGUGUGCAGCCGGCCACUGGAGCCAAGUUUACGGCCUGCUGCUGAGAGACAACCAGCUGGCCGAGAAAAGGGACUUCAUGUCAGGGUUCACCGCUCUGCACUGGGCAGCCAAAUGUGGAAACAGUGACAUGCUUGUGAAGAUUAUCGACCUGUCGAGGCAAGGAGGAGUUGACAUUGACGUUAAUGCAAAAACACACGGCGGAUACACUCCUUUGCACAUUGCUGCCUUGCACGACCAAGAGUACAUCAUGGCCAUGCUGGUGGCGGAGCACGGGGCCAAUCCAAGCAUCAGGGACAACUACGGGAAGAAGGCCUAUCACUAUGUGCACAGAGGCAUUUCUGAGACUGUGAGAGAGAUGCUGGGCGAACCCAAAGCCCGGGAGCCUCAGGACAAGGUCCUGCAUGAGAAAGAAGAGCUGGAGCUUUUCCCGGAUCUCUCCAAGGGCCUGCAUUCAAUAAGCCGUCUCUUCCAGCCCAACGUGACGGGCCACAAGAAGAAGCACAAGCAGAGGCCAGGACUUUACUCCAUGAGCGAUGACCCCAGCCAGGAACGAGAAGACAGCAGCUUCAGACACAGAAUCGUAUCAGAUGCUUUUAUGUAAACUUGACACACUUUUCUUGUCUUAUAUUCAUGAGGAAUAGCGUUGUCAGUCAUUCGAGAGUGGGACUGGCAUUCCUCUGACUUUCAGUCCGUCUUCAACAGUGACAAAAAAAGCAAUAACUCAAUAACAUUUUUUGGCAUUGAUAUUUGUCAGAUGACAUAAAAUAUGAAAGAGGAAAUGAAUGAAAAUAUGCUCUUAUCAGCAUAAUUGUUUGAUUUUGAGUUAUAAAAGUAGGGUUUUAGUUUUGGAUGUUACCUGUAGGCCUAUGAGUUGUGUUCAAAGGUAAAGUUUACCAGUGUAAAUAAAACAUGAUUCAGAAUA